Messenger RNA from Dentiscutata heterogama, 1410 nucleotides. Lineage: Eukaryota; Fungi; Glomeromycota; Glomeromycetes; Diversisporales; Gigasporaceae. The record is from the annotation of a GenBank genome assembly.
AUGGAUAAAUUUGUAAUUCGACAAAGUGUUAAAAUUUCAGAUAACCAAGAGGAUAUUGCAAGUAGCAAUGAGUCCAGUGAAAGUAAUCAUGAGCAAACUAAUUUUAAUAAUAAAAAAAAAUCUUAUAAAAAAAUUCGCACUAGUUGGGAUCCUAAUUUUUCUAAAAUUUAUCCUUGGGUUGAAAAAUAUGAGGAUGUCAAUGGUGUUAUUACUAAUAAUCAGGCUGUAAAACAAUAUUCAGCUUUAUGUCAAUUAGAGCAAUUACAAUUAAAAAAUUGUAACGAGCUUUAUUUUGAAAAAGAACCUAUUGUAUUAAAACCGAUUGAUAAUGAAAUAUCUAGUUUGAGUGAGCAAGAAUAUGCUUCAUAUGAAAACCCAAUAUCUGGACGUAUGUUUCUUGCAUCAAUAGCAUUUGUUAUAGAAUAUGAAAUAAUUCAAGAGUUAAUUGAUUCAAAAAAUUGGAGCAUUUUAGUCGAUGAAAGCACUUCAUUUAAUACUAAACAUCUUGCAAUUGUAGCUAAAUAUCUUAUUAACAAUAAACCAGUUUUGCGAUAUCUUGGAAUAAUUGAACUUACUAAUUGCAAUGCAAAAUCAAUUACUGAAGAUCUUGAAAGAUUUAUAAUUGCAAAAUCACUUAAUAUUAAAAAUAUAUUUCAUUUUGGAAGUGAUGGUGCUAGUACAAUGCUUGGACAUCGAACUGGUAUUGCUGCACGACUUAAAAACCAAGAUGCCACAGAACAAGUUUUAUAUUUUAAAAAAUAUGAUACAUUAGUUAAAGGAAUUUAUUUAUAUUUUAGUAGUUCUUAUAAACGAUUAUUAACUUUAAAAAUGGUACAAAAUACUUUAGAAGAACUGGAGCUUGUAUUAUUAAAUAUUGUAUCUACUUGUUGGCUCUCGUUCUCAAAUGUUAUUCAUAAUUUUCACAGAAGUUUAAAAUUAGUUAAAGAAGCUUUAUCAGAAGAAGCAAUAACUAAUCAGCAAGCUGCCUCCUUAUUAACAGAAAUUGAUCAAGAAUUUGAAAUUAUAACAAUGUUUUUAGCUGACUAUUUUUUUAUUAUGAAAAAAUUAAUAUGCAUUUUUCAAUCAGAUUAUGUUUUGUUUACAGAUAUUCAACAAUAUAUUACUAUGACAGUUGAUGCAAUUCAGGCUCAAUUUAUUGACAGCAAUGAAGUCUUACCUACUUAUGCAAUAAUUGAAAGUCUUAACAAUCGCUUUCCAAAUAGAGAACUAUUUAACGCAUUAAAAAUAUUUGAUCCUGAACAAUUACCAAAUUUAGAUAGUGAAUUAUCUAAUUAUGGCAAUGAAGAAAUUAGAUUUCUUGGCGAUUUUUAUGGAUUAGAAAAAAUAGUUAGUGAUAAAAAGUUUAAACCACCACUUAACAAACAAUUAUUAAUUAAAGAAUGGGGAUUA